AGUUUAACAAUAAUAAUCGAAAAAAUAUUUAAUUUUGAGAAAAGAAUUAAAGUGUUUUGUUUUUAAUAAAAUUAUUAAAGCUGUCAUUUUCUAUUUUCUUUUGAUUUUUAUUUUGUUUUAUAUCGCUUUGUCAUUUAAUUAUCGUCCAUAUAAUGAUCUCUGUAAAUUCGUGGUUAUUUUUACUUGUAGUAAUAUUUUUAAAUUAUGAUUUUGAUAAUAAAAAAUCUUCAUGUGUUGAUGCAUUUUUCGAUGCAUCGAAAUAUAGAUCAAGACCCGGAAUAAUAAUUGCAGGUCAAAAUUUAUUACAAGCAAGUGCAAAUAACAAUAAUAACGGUAACAACAAUCUAAAUAUUGUUAACGGCAAUAGAAAUAAUGUUAAUAAUAGAAAUAAUAAAAUUAAUAAUCGUAACAAUGCAAACAAUAGCAGUAACAAAAACAGAAAAAAUAAUAAAAGACCAACAUUAAAUCAAAAUCAGUCAAGAGUAAAAAAUAAUAAUAAUAACAAUAAUACAAAAACUAAUCAAGUAAAACGACCUAAGAAUUUGCAAAUUAUAAAUGUCAAACUAUCCCAAUUUGAUUUAAUGGAAACAAAACGGCUUAAUGAGACAUAUUCAAUUCUAAAUAAAUUAAAAAAUUAUGAUUAUUAUAUUACGCAAGACUUAACUCCAACUGAACCAGAUAUUUCUGCACCUGAUUAUCAGUACCCAGAUUCAAAUGAAAAUAUACAACCUCCACCUAAUUUAUAUCCUAUCCCACAGGAAUAUCCAAUAUUGAAUUCUCAAUACGACCCAGCAAUCGAUAUUAUACCUGUAACGGUAUCAUCACAACCCACAACAAUUGCGCCAAUAAAUAAAGUUAAUAACAACAACCAAGAUAAUAGUAAUAAUGAGGACUAUUCAGAUCAAGGCUACAUUUAUCCACAACCACAAUACAAUAAUUUACAAUAUGGACAAAAAAUUUAUACACAACAAUUACCACCGUUAUCUACUCCCUCAUAUAACUUUCAACAACAAAAUCAUCUUAGUAAUAAUAAUAAUAUUGAUAAAAAUGUGCCAGAAUCAUCCCCAAUUUUAACAACACCAACUUUACAAUUAAAUAACUAUGAAUAUAAAAUACAAACAUCAACAUCAUCAUAUGAUCGAAAUUAUGAUUAUAAUCAUGUUACACCAUUAAUAGAACAACAACAAAAAACUACAUCAAAAAGCAGCAACAACAACAACAACAACAGCAGUAUCAAUACCAACAUCAAUCCCAACAACCAAGAUUACUCAAUAAAAGUCCAACAGCUGUACAAGCUAAUAGCAAUAUUGGUGAACACGAUCACUCAAAAGAACAACUAAUCAAUCGUGAAACAAAUUACUAUAGCAGUUUUUUAUUUAACGCUUCACCUGAUAAAAUUGGAUCAUCAAUUUUUGGUUAUCCUUUAAUAGGACUAUUUGAACCAAAUAGUAAUUUAAAUUUUUGGAACAUUUUGGGACGACGG
This is a messenger RNA of Condylostylus longicornis, 1483 nucleotides long. Its product is annotated as GATA zinc finger domain-containing protein 15-like. Lineage: Eukaryota; Metazoa; Arthropoda; Insecta; Diptera; Dolichopodidae. The coding region runs from base 153 to 1340 and encodes 395 amino acids. The transcript has 2 exons. The record is from RefSeq and is a predicted model, not a curated record.